This is a messenger RNA of Cydia strobilella, 3728 nucleotides long. RefSeq lists its product as uncharacterized. The transcript is spliced from 9 exons. NCBI's taxonomy places the organism in Eukaryota, Metazoa, Arthropoda, Insecta, Lepidoptera, Tortricidae. The record is from RefSeq and is a predicted model, not a curated record. Bases 131 to 1357 code for a protein of 408 amino acids.
AGGGAGGGCCGGCGAUGGCCUAUUGAGUACAAGUUGCCCACGAAACUGACAUCUACAUCGGUGUACCAUUUAUUUAUAUCUAUAUAAAAAUACCAAGAUUCUUUAAGUAUUUGUCGUAUAAGAGAUAUGAAUGAGGACCACUUCGUUCUCUCUCGAGGUCCUGGCCCUGCUGUUCCUGACGCUGAUCCCUUGGCCGGGGCCGUCGGUCUUCAAGAUCACCUGCUCACGUGACAACUCCAAAAUUGUGCGGAAGGUCAUCCAAAACAAAUGGCUCCCCGUUUUAGAAAGAUUUCAAGUAAAGCUGCCGCUAGAGUGCCCGUUCCACCCCGCGCGAGACAUAUUCGCGCCGCAGCACGACGCCAAGAUGCAGCACAGGCCCUCGCAGUGGACCUGCGCCUUCUGCGGCAAGUCCUUCUACGAGGAGCGCCACCUCGACAUACAUUUCGACCAGCGACACAAGAACCAGAUUAACAGGGCGGAGGACGCAGUAUGCCUAGCGGAGUACUGCGAUAUAAUGCGGUGCCAAGUUUUGGUAGCGCAUGGGCUGCUAAACGGCGGUGGCGGGCCUAGCACGGAUAUGGAAGUGUGGCAAGAUGCAGAGACGGCGCGUAAGGCGCUAGCGCCCGCUGCGCCGAGAUCCGUGGCUCGCGUGCCGGCGCGGCGACGCCGUUCACGUGCUGUCCAGUCGCAACCUGUGAGAGACUGCCCGUCGACUGAAGUUGAUCCUGAUAUUGUAGAGCCAGAAGAGAAACGCACCGAGGACAGCGAAGGCGACGCGAAUCAGACCUCUGAGCUGUGCGACGCAGACACGGUGGAGUCUUCUCUGCCACCCGACAGCAGGCAGCGGCGACUGGCCGACCUACAGGCGGAGCGUGCUGCCUGCGACCCCGCGCGUCUUCAGCUACUCAAAGUGCGCUGCGAGCGAGUGGUUCAUUCCUGCAUCGCCACUUUGUUGUUGCAUCUCACGCAACACCAGUUUACAGAACUUGAAGACGAGAUGCAGCGCGCCGUGUGCUGGUACCUGAGCUGCGACCGCUACUGGGAGGACACGGCGCCCACCGCGCGCGCCUUCCCCUGGCCGCUGCUGCUGGCGCUAGCCACCGGGCUCGCGUUGGCGCUGUGCAUGUGCUAUUACAUCAUCUGGAUCGUGUUCGAUUCUGAGGAAGGCAGCGUGGCUGGCAGCGCGUCGGUGUCGAUGACGACGCACUCGUCGCCCGCGCGCGCGGAGCGCCUGGCCGCCGAGGAGGCGCUGCUGGACGACCCCGACCACGACGACCACUAUAUCUACGUCACCUACCCGCCCGAGCUCAAGCGCCGCCUGCUCGAGAGCUGCUACAAUAGAACAACUCGCCUCUGAGACCCGACGUGUCCACCUUAUUUCGUCGUGCAUGCACCUUAUUUCUAUGAAGAAAGUAGAUUAUUAGUGUGUAGAUAUUUUUAGUAAUACUUAGGAAUUUCCCAAUAGAAUCACCCAUUCAUCCAAAAAAAGAAAAGAGUCCGGACUCUUUUGUAGUACCACUUUUUCGCAAUUUGAUGUUAAAUGUUAAAUUCGCAGAAAAGCACUAACUAGAUACAACGCUGCGUAUCCAACCAAUUUCACAAAGACAUCGUAGAUUGUACAAAACCUACCUAUUAUGUUAUCUGAUUAAACCUACGUUGUGACUACCUAUUUAAAUUAUGUUUUAAAUAAUUUGUAGGUAAUAGAAGUGUUUUAGAUUUUUAUUUUACAAAUAGCUUUUAGUUGUAGACUUGUGUUUGUUAUAAGUUAUUUAGUGUAUAUUAAGAGAAGUUACAGUUAAGUUAGCAAGAUUAGUUUUAUGGGUACCUACCUUAUAAAAUUAACGCCGUGAGCAGACGUGCCCAUAUUAGUAUCUAUUACAUUGUUAUUUAGGUUUCUAAUUCAAUUGUGGGACCUCAACAUUCGGAUUAUAAAAUAUUGUAAAUACCUUAUGUAACGCAUUGAUUAUGAAUAUUAAAUUGAAUCUCAAUAUAUUAUAUGAUAUCAGUGACAAAAACAAUGUACCUACCUACGUACCUUAUAUAAUUUACGCUAUCAUAGUUAACAUAUACAUACAUCAAAGUUUAGGUAAUGGGCGUUAAUUAUAUUUCGGUUUGAAUGAAAAAAAAAUUACUCCAUUUUUUGAACCCUAUUAGAAUAUGUAAUGAUUGUAAUGGGUAAUGUUUGAUAGCACACUAUCACAAAAAGACGGUUUUUCUAUGUAUAGUACUGUCAUGGACUUUAAUUGUUGAGCCAUUUAGUGACGACUUAUUUAGUGUGUAUUUGUUUAGUGCAAUGUAAAGACAUUGGACAUUUGAUACCGUUAGUAUUGACAACCAAAUUAGCUUGGACCUUAGAUGGGUCAACAAUUAAAGUCUGUGACCGUACCUAGAUAAUUUACUUGGCUAGGUAAUAUUUGUAAAAUGUAGUCAUGUAAAUGUAACCUUUAUGUUACAUUGAAUGCUUCUAAACAAGUUUAAUAACAAGUUAAUUGACAUUACGUAAUUAAAACCAGAUUAUCUAAUAAAUAAACAAAAGCACUCGAAAUGAUUGAGAUGAAUCUAAAUACCUAAAGAUUAUAGUCGUUGUGAAGAUACUUUGCUUUAGUGUGUAGUCAGUUAUGCAUACCGCAAACGAGAUAACGAAACGUGGGUUGCUAAAAACACAUGUUUAUGAAGUAUACAAUAAUUACAAUGAAUGAUCACGAAGCCAAUAUGGAGUAAUACUGUGCGUGUCUAUAUAUAUAGGUAUAUAUAUAGUGCGGUGUUCUAGUACCUUGCCUGCUAGUCGUAAGUUAACAGUAAUGUAUAAAAUAAAACCUGCUGCAAAUUGUAAAUAAGCUAUAUUUUUUCGAAUUAAUGUAAUUAGAGUAUUGAUUGCCAUACGAUUGAUAGAUCGAGCGACUAUGUAUUAGAAGUACACUGCAAAAAUAGGUGAACCCAUGUUGGGAACAGAAACAUAGUUUAUUUUGUUCGGGGAAAGAGGAGCAGUGCGAAUUCCUUACAAGUGUUUCUCUUACCUUAUCUAACCUUAACAAUAUUGCCAUAAUGUAGCAACAUACCUACAUACCUAAUCCCAAUAUACCUUCUUAAUCAAGUAACCAUUUGUAGAAUUGAUUAUCAACGCAAAAAAUAUGGUCAGUUAAGUGUUGUGUUGCUUCUGUUGCUGUUUGCAGGUACAGUCAACCAAUUUGAUUCCUAGGCAACUAUAUAACCUUGUCGCUUUUAUUGGUAGAUACAUACUUACAUCAUUCAAUAAAUACUGUCGUAGAAAACAAACAAAUUAAUUCAUAAUGACAUGAUUCUAUAGUGGCCUAGGAAUCAAAUUGGUUGACUGUACAUUUAAAAUAAUCUACUGACAACCAUUUUUUCUACAGCUACGAGUACAUGUUACAUUCAUUAUGACAUUGGGUAAGAGCGGCCUAAGACUGAGUGAGAUCGAAUUUUUCGUGGUUUGUAUUUUAUGACGUGUUGUCACCCUCCUGUGAAGUGUGUUAGUCCAAUUAAGGUGAAUUAAUUAGCUAAUUUACGCCGUCCUUCUGGUUCCACACUUGAUUGGAUACGCAUAUUGGCGAAAGUCACUGUGUAAAGGGCUUACGACGAGUUUGACACAUCAGUCUUCGUUUUGCUUAUAUCCUGCGGUAUCAUCAUAUUUUUCUACCAUAAUUCUAUUCCUAUUGCUAUUAAACACCACGCGUGCAUCACACGUAACUAUAGUCUGCAUCUUCUCA